GGAAGUGUGGCACUAAACAGUGGGGAAGAAACGCAAGUGGCUGUCUGUCGGGACAAACCUCCUAAAAUGUCCUGUUCAAAUAGAGAAAUGGAGAUGCAUGAGUACAUUUAUGACAAUGAUCCAGCUGAACCAAAGCAAAUGGAAGAAACAGCCUUGAGUGCGCCUGGGGAGGGUGAUGAGGCAGAAGAGAGGGCAGUGGUUAUUUAUGAAGACUCAGACUAUUACGAGGGUCACAAAGCUGCUACACAGAGAGCAGUGAAUCCAGGCAGGACUUCUGUCAGGGCUCAAACGCUGUGCCUACUGCUGCUGUGUGUUCUCCUCCUGGCCGGCAUUAUAGGAACAGGACUCCACUGCAGAAUCAGACUGCAGACCCACAGCGAGAGCUGGGCCAGAGAGAGACAACAGACUUUGGUUGAACUCAGUGACUUCUGUAGGGAUGGAUGCACAUCGUUCAACUACAGUUUUUACUACAUUUCUUCGGGAAAGAAGAGCUGGGAUGACAGCAGAGAGGACUGCAGAGGCAGAGGGGCGGAUCUGGUCAUUGUAAACAGCAAGGAAGAGCAGAUGUUCAUCAAUUCUGCAAACCUUGUUGUCUGGAUUGGACUGACUGACAGAGAAGAAGAGGGAACAUGGAGAUGGGUAGAUGGUUCAGCUCUGAACAGCACAGUGUUUUGGAGAAAAGGGAGGCCCAAUGGGCAGCAUGGAGGCGGGGCGAAGUGUGUUGAUAACUACUGGUACAGCGAGGAGAGAAGCUGGAAUGAUGACUAUUGCACCAGACAACAUCAUUGGAUCUGUGAAAGAAUGACUGACUUCUAACAUUAUAUUUCAUCAUCAAUACAUUGAGGAGCUACAUACCAGAAGAUUGUAGCAUUAUCUUUUGUUUAUAAAGCACUUUCAUAGUAAAAAAAAAAAGAAAAAAAAAAAAAGCACAAGAGAGAAUAUUAAGAACAAGAUUAGGGGGCAUCCUGGUAGCAUACAACCCGUGUACAGAGGCUGAGUCUUUGGCAGUAUAAGAUAGUUUACUUUCAUCAUUUAAUGCUUUUGAUUAAAGUCAGUAUUAACAGUGAGUAUACACCUAUAUUUUAAACAAAGUAAAGCGAAAAAUAAAUGGUCUUAAGUUUUACUAGUAAAUUUACAAGAAAAGUUACAGCCGUAACUUGAAAAUAAAAACACCCACUGGAAUAUUGAUGUUGAAUUUUG
Messenger RNA from Acanthopagrus latus (yellowfin seabream), 1200 nucleotides. Its product is annotated as CD209 antigen-like protein E. Lineage: Eukaryota; Metazoa; Chordata; Actinopteri; Spariformes; Sparidae. The transcript is spliced from 6 exons. The record is from RefSeq and is a predicted model, not a curated record. The coding region runs from base 67 to 816 and encodes 249 amino acids.